This is a messenger RNA of Plasmopara halstedii, 165 nucleotides long. RefSeq lists its product as uncharacterized. NCBI's taxonomy places the organism in Eukaryota, Oomycota, Peronosporomycetes, Peronosporales, Peronosporaceae. The coding region runs from base 1 to 165 and encodes 54 amino acids. The record is from RefSeq and is a predicted model, not a curated record. The transcript is spliced from 2 exons.
AUGCUGCCUGAGCGGUUGUACGAGGGUAGAGGUGAUGCUAUGCGAUCCAAGGAGGAGAGAAGCCGAAGAUUUCGAAUUUUGUGCUUUGGCGAUAAGAAAGCUUGGGCUAUGGUCAGCGCUAAAAAGGCGGUUCCGAAGCGCCGAGCAUUUACUGGUUCUCCCUAG